Molecule: messenger RNA, 2104 nt
Organism: Tarenaya hassleriana
Lineage: Eukaryota; Viridiplantae; Streptophyta; Magnoliopsida; Brassicales; Cleomaceae
Product: coiled-coil domain-containing protein SCD2
Biological process (GO): cytokinesis by cell plate formation
Source: RefSeq, a predicted model, not a curated record
UCUCGCCAAAUCUCGCUGAAUUAAUUUUUUCUUUACUUUGCUGAUUUUCUCGGGAAAAUCCAAGCUUCUUCCAGCGAGAAUAUUCUCUCCCCACCGAUUUACCUCCCUCCGUCGCUGUUGCUGCGAUAGACUUCACAUCUCGGCUCACGAGCAUCUCUCCGACCACUGCCGAUGGAUCGGAGGAGGGCGGGGAGCCCAGUGUACGGACGGCAGUGGAGCGGCGGAUCGAACAGUACGGACUCGACAUCGCCGGCGAUGUCUCCGGCUCACCGGAAGCAGCUCGGAGGUGUCGGAGGUUUCUCCACCGUCAAACGGACUCAGAACGUGGCUGCCAAAGCGGCGGCGCAGCGGUUAGCUCAGGUCAUGGCCUUGCAGAACAAGGACAACGAGGAGGACGAGGAUGAGGAAGAGGACGAAGAUCUAGGUUUUAGAUUUGCAGCUCCUCUGAAGCCAGGACUUCAUGCUCCUUCUGCUCACUCCUCCACCGGCAGCAACAACAUCAACGGAGCCAGUAAUUUGUCGGCGGUUUCUUUCGCUCAGCGGAACAGAUCGCCGUCGCCUGCCUUAGGCAGGAACUUCAUGGAGCAAGUGCCUUCGGUGCGUUCAGCCUCCACUGGAAGGCCGUCGAUGUCUGUUAGAUCCACGACUCCGACUCCUAAUCUCAUGCCGCCGAGUAGGGUGUCGCUCAAAACUCCGGUUGCUAUCCCUCCAAUUGAUCCUCCUAAGAACAGAGAUAAAAGAUUUUCGGUUGAAGUGCCAUCAGUGAAUUCUAAGGAGAAGGGAGAUCAGCAGGCUCUUCGUGACGAACUGGAUAUGCUACAAGAGGAGAAUGAGAUUAUAUUGGACAAGCUUCGCCGGGCGGAAGAAAAGCGUGAGGAAGCAGAAGCCAGGGCUAGGGAGCUGGAGAAACAGGUUGCUUCUCUUGGAGAAGGAGUAUCUCUGGAGGCUAAAUUGUUAAGUAGAAAGGAAGCAGCAUUACGUCAAAGAGAGGCUGCUCUGCGGGCUGCUCAACAGAAAAAAGAUGGGAAAGAUGAAGAAGUUACUUCUCUUCGUUCAGAACUUCAGAACUUGAAAGAUGAGGCUGCGGCAUCACUGGAACAGCUCACAGAAGCAGAGUCUGAAGCGAAGUCUCUUCGUACAAUGACUCAAAGAAUGAUUUUAACUCAGGAAGAAAUGGAGGAGGUAGUUCUGAAGAGAUGUUGGCUUGCUCGGUAUUGGGGGUUGGCUGUGCAGCAUGGCAUCUGUGCCGAUAUAGCCCCAUCUAGGCAUGAACACUGGUCAGCUUUGGCUCCUCUUCCAUUUGAACUAGUCAUAUCUGCAGCACAAAAGGCCAAGGAGUUGUCUGGGGAUAAAGGUGGAAAUGAUCAAAGUAAAGCCGCAAGAGAUUUAAGUGAUCUAACUGGUGAAGGAAAUAUUGAAAGUAUGCUUUCAGUUGAGAUGGGUUUGAGAGAACUAGCGUCACUAAAGGUUGAGGAUGCAGUUGUGCUAGCAUUUGCCCAGCGGAGAAGACCAAGUUCGGUUCGUCAAACUGUCUCUGAUCCCAAGGGCCAUGGAGAUCCCAAAUUUGUAGAGGCAUACGCACUAAGUGAUGAGGAAGCCGAAGAUGUCGCCUUUAAGCAGGCAUGGCUAAUGUACUUUUGGGGUAGAGCCAAGUUGCAUAACGUGGAAGAAGACAUAGCAGAAGAACGCCUCCAGUUCUGGAUCAGCCGUAGUGGUCAGUCACCGACUUCCCACGAUGCUGUUGAUGUGGAAAGAGGAUUGGUAGAGGUAAGGAAACUCGGGAUAGAGCAACAGCUAUGGGAAGCGUCUCGGAGAGAGAUCGAUCAACCUUCUCCGGCCGCCUCUUCUCCCUCGAACCCCGACCCUGACGAAGGCGGCCAGGAUUCAUAGUCUGCUGUACAACUAAGGUUCUCCUUCUCUUUGCUGCCCUUGUUCUUGGGUUGAAAUGGGAAUAUCUUCCCCCUCCUUUUUAUAAAGUUUUUCAUUUUUGUAUAUCCCUCUUUAUUUAUUUUUUAAAAAAACGGGAUUUGUGGAAACAUGAACAUUUUGGAGCAUUACGAAAAAACAUGUGUGUGAAUGUUAAGGAAAGAUCUUUCUUUUUGCA